GCCCCUGCUUUGCUUCACACGCUCCUUAUGAUCUUCAAAGGUCCAGCUCCACGAAAGGAGCCGCUGGCUUUGGUUGUCUUCUCCCAAAUCACCUUCUGUUGUUUUGUUUCGUAGCACACGAGAGCCGUCCCCCAACCGAUCGAUCGCUUCCGCUUCAACAAUCGACUCUGCCCAGCUGUUCGACGUCUCUCUCCUCACGAGCAUUGCAUAUCUAUACAACGCACUGUCUCUUCUAAAAUGUCUGAAACGCCGCAACCAAUUGCCGAGGGCAACCAGCCCAAGGCUGUAAAAGACAAAAACUGCGAAUACUGUGGCCAGGCCUUCACCUCGUCAUCCCUCGGUCGACAUCUUGACCUCUAUAUCAAGGAAAAGAACCCAAAGCCCCCGGAUGGCAUCCACGAUGUGGACGCUAUCCGGAAGCUCCGUGGCAACAUCACUCGGCGCCAGCCUCGAGGUUCUUUGGGUGCUCGAAGAGACAAUUCGACCCCUGGCAGCACGCCCAAGCCAACAACCGGGAAGACGGCACCCGGACAAGACUCAGAUAGCUUCAAAGCUGAUUCAGCUGCUAACAAAUAUCCUUUUGCUGCUUCUUGGGAAGCUACUGGCGUAAUAAAGGACAUGUCAGGCAAAAACGCUUGGGAUGCCAGCGUUCCUCAAGACGCUAACAAGCGCUCUGGCCUGUCGAGAAAUGUUAGCAAACAGAUGGCACAGAAGGCUCAGUUCGAUAUCAAACAGAAGUUGACAGACGCAAUGGAUACUGCCAAAGCUGCCGAGUUGGCACUGAGAGAACUGGUGAGCUCAUGGCGGGCUGCAAAACAACAGACUGAUGGCAACUCAACGCCUUUUGAUUUCGAUCCCCUUGCCCUGGACUUCCCAUCUCUUGCCAUUUAUUGUCUCCUGCCGCCUCCGACUCUGUUCUCUUCAACCCAACACCCCACAUCAACAUCCUGGUCUCUUUCGACGCCAGGUAAGCGUGAAUAUGUUGCACUUCAGACCUUUUUCCAAGAGGAAUUCAAGACUUGGAAGGCUACUCAUGUUUCUGCUACGACCGCCGUAAUAGGGGAGAUGGUAUACCCUGUGGGUGUACCAUUUAGAGAUCCAGGGGGAACUAUAAGGCUCAUAUCGGACAAAAUAGAGUUGCUUGAAACUCAUGUCAAUGAACAUCUGCAGUCUGCGUUUGCAGUCUGGGAUUCUUUGCCUGUUCAACGGAAAAGCGAGCUUUGGCAUCUGGAGCUGGCACGAGGAGUGGGCCGAAUGCAUAAACAAAUUGAUAAGAUGAAAGACGAGCAACAUAACCUGAAACAAGAGAACGCAAACCUGAAAUCGCACAUCGACCAGCUGAACCGGCUGCAACAGCCGAGAGAGUACAAGAUGCUCUCACCAUCCACCAUUCCCGUGGAUCGAGAUGUCAUCGCGUAUCAUGAGCAGAGUGUUAUAGGGAGUAGGCUUGUUGGCUAUGAGCCAGAGGAUCGGCAUCUGGACUUGAACACCGUUGUAGCCAAGUCAAUAGAAAGAUGGAAGAGUGUCAUCGCAUCAACCCGCGAGGCAGCUAGCGGCAUGCCUGCCCAGCGGCCUCUAGAGCAGGCCGCGGCUCAGACCCCUGCCGCAAACAGCCAAAGUAGUCCAUCGGAGCCUCAGAGUGCCGUUCAAACACCACAAUUGACUCAGCCGCAACCAGUGCAGCUUGACAAGAGGCUGUCAAACGCAAGCUCAAACGAACCGGCGAGCGAACAGAGUGCAUCCUCAGCGACCAAUACGGGCCCGCCAUCAGUCGAAGAAACGAGCGACCAGGAUGCCGAUGCUGAGAUGGAGGAUGACGAUAGCUUUGCUAUGGUUCAAUCUCCUGUCAAGACCGCGCACUCGCCCAUACAGCAGCAAGCACAACUUGACGCUUCUCGAGCCCAAGCUCCCAUGGCCCAGCAGCAACAGCAACAGCAGCAGCCACAGCCACAGCCACAACAGCAGAUCCAACAAGCCCCGCAGCAAGUCCAACAACAGGCUCAGCAACAAGCCCAACAGCAGGUUCAACAACAGGUCCAGCAGCAGGUUCAGCAACAGGUUCAACAGCAGGUUCAGCAGCAAGUUCAGCAGCAGGUUCAGCAGCAGGUUCAGCAGCAGGUUCAACAAGCCCAGCAACAGCAGCAGCAAGCCCAGCAACGCAAUGCGACAGCGGAUAUGCGUUUCAUGAUGCAAAAUGGGGCCGGUAGUCCUGCAAGCAGAGCUGCCAUGGCAACCAUGAACCGUGCUAUGCCGAACAUGAAUAUGGCAACAAUGCAAGCUAAUGCAAUGCACGGCGCAGAUAUGAGCAUAGCGAUGCAAGGCGUCCGCGGCGAUAUGUAUUUGGAAUAACAAUGUCGACGAGAAAGAGACAUCGGAAGAGGGCGUAUUUCGGAUGGUUAAUAGAAGGGUCUUUCUUUUUUUCACGGCUAUACAUCAGUCGUCAUCUUAACAGCAUUCAUUCUCAGCGGAGUUUAUUCAUCGAAAAAAUCUUUUUCUUUUCGUCAACGCGGCAUAAAAAAUCUCACGAUUCUUCAGCAAAAUAGGAGUAUUCGGCAUUUGCGCGCCUUGAUGUUGUGUUAAUAUACGAAUCGCAACACAGGCAGGAUAGAAGGAUAUAUAGACCGGGGAGGGGAAAGGAAGGAUAGGAGAACUAGGAGGAUUUUCCAAAUUUCUCUCUCUUUCUCUCUUUUUCUAUUACAUUGUUUUGCUUUAUUAGUACAAUGGGAUUGGGUUGAGUACAAGAAAGAGAUGGUAGACAUUUGUGGAACUAUUGCCAUGUACUGCUUACUAGAAAUUGAGAAUUAAGAAUAGGAGUUAAUAGGUGAAUUUAUACAUUGAAUUUUCUUAGAGAAUACUACCGCUCUGCUAUAUAUAUAAUAUCUAGGUGAUUUGAGUUGAGUUUCUUUUACAUGAAAAUUUUAUUUCUCCGCCGGUGUCCAGGCAAUUUUCCUUCCGCUAAGCUUAAUACAUUGUCUAUUUAUACAAGGGAACAGAGAUUCCAGUUCAUAGCUUAAUCUGCUUCAGUCUCUUUUCAAUCAAGCGCACAGUUGACUUGGGAACAUGCAUUCGGUGUGAUAGAACUAAAGCACCUGUGAGAACAGCAAGGGCGCCAGCCUGGUGGGUGGCAGCGAGGUGAGUAGGGACCAUGUAGAUGAGCGUGGAAAUUCCAAGAAGCGCCUGCAUGGUGACCAGAUGAACAAGUCCAGUGGUGCCCUUCUUUGCGUUCCUGGGGAGAACGGCAGAGAUCUUUCCGGUGCGAGAAUAAGCCCAAAGGGUCAAGAUGGUACAGAAGGUUGUGAUGGCCAAGAUUCGGUGAUCGAGCUGGACGAGACUGGGGUUUUCAAGCAUGUUGCGCCACCAGAGGUCGGAGCGAUCCUCCUUGCGAGAGUAGAAUUUGUCGAACAGCUCGGACUUGGGAGGAGCGUAGCCAAGACCCAUCUUGGGGAACUCGUUGUAGAUGAGACCGGCAUCGAGACCGGCGACCAAGGCGCCGGACAUGGCAGUGAGGAAAACGAGACCGGUGAUGCCAAAGACUGAGCGUCUGAGAGUGUUGAGGACGGGGUUCUGAAUGGCCUUGAUGGCAGUAGCGGCGGCGGCGGGGUCGGCGAGCAUGCGGCGGGUGCGGAGGAUGGUGAUACCAGACACGAGCAUCCAGGAGUAGCAGAUGAAGGCAGUGGCCAAAUGAGCAGUCAAUCGGUACUGGGAGACACGAGGAUGCGAGCCGGGAGCAAAGAGAUCAUCCUUGAGGCCCGACUUGACCAUCCACCAGCCAAUGAAGCCCUGGACGCCGAUCAGACUGGAAAUACCGAGCAGGUUGAGCGCCAUCUUGGGAGAGACUUUGCGGCGGGCGACGAAGUACAGCGAAGGCAGAACGAAGGAGAGGCCGAUGAAGCGACCCCACAGUCGGUGCGUCCACUCCAUGUAGUAGAUCUUUUUGAAUUCGUCCAGGGUCAUGUGAGGGUUGAGGAUCUUGAAUUCCGGAGAGGCACGAUACUUUUCAAACUCGGAUUCCCAAUCGGUAGUUGACAUGGGGGGCAAUGAGCCCGUCACAGGUUUCCAUUCCGUUAUGCUUAGCCAGACUCAGUUAGUCUUGUAAGUCCGCCAAAGACGACGAU
Molecule: messenger RNA, 4115 nt
Organism: Trichoderma atroviride IMI 206040
Lineage: Eukaryota; Fungi; Ascomycota; Sordariomycetes; Hypocreales; Hypocreaceae
Source: RefSeq, a predicted model, not a curated record